Messenger RNA from Mesorhabditis belari, 855 nucleotides. NCBI's taxonomy places the organism in Eukaryota, Metazoa, Nematoda, Chromadorea, Rhabditida, Rhabditidae. The record is from the annotation of a GenBank genome assembly.
AUGAUUUCUUUCAUGGCCACCAUUCAGUCAAUCACUUUUUGUCUCUUGUCGCUGUUGAGUGCAUCGAUUUCGAGUGUCGACGCGAUCUCCGUGCACGGCUCUCCGUCGAUCGCGCUUAAUUUCAAGGGAACGAAAUCAUCGAAUUCGCAUCCCAUCCCUUCACAAGGCCCAAUCACAUUAUGGUGUGCCACCGAGGGGCAAAAAAUUCUUUCGGCGAAUUUCACGCGACGAUCGGAAACUCGUGGAGGUGUUGAACGACGACACAUUGGAGUGGUGAAUGAGAGAAAUGCGACAUGGACAAUCAAUCAUCCGACGAUUCUCGAGGCUGGAGUUUGGGAGUGUCGAGUGGAGACACAGUUUGGUGUCGGCACAUUCAAUACCCAGAUUUAUGCCCGUCCGGUAGCCCAAGCGGAAGAAGGUGACUCAUACUCCGAAGACGGUCAGAAAGAUUAUCAACUUCAGAGCUUGCCGGUCGAGGUGUCUCGAGGUCAAUCAAAAAAUAUAACUUGUCCGGCUCUAGGACAUCCUGUGCCAACGAUUUCUUGGAGUAAAGAUGGACAUUCACUUGACGCUCGACGGGUGAACAUCUCUGGAAACACGAUAAUGAUCAAUAACGCAAGCGAACAGAAUGUCGGUGUUUACACGUGUCAGGCGAUGAAUGAGUUCAGCAAACAUCGAUACUUGUUGGUCAUCAAAAAGGAGCUCAAAUUGAAAAGCGAUUUGGCUUGGAUUGUGCCUCUUGCGGUGAUCUUUGUGAUCCUUUGCUGCCUCGUCACGGUCAUCUUUCUGUGUGAGAUUCGACGGAAAAAAAAUGAGAAGAAAAGAGCCGAGUCAGAAGUGGCGAUUUUGGAGGAC